AUGGGUGGCUCAGUGUUCUCUUCGGGACCUGAUUCUCUGCGCACUCCUCGCAUGCCCAAGGACGUCUACUUUGACCGCAAGGAGCGCAUCAUAAGCAUCUUGCAAGAUCACUUCCAGACAGUCGAUACGCCCAUCGAGGGGCCUGAAAAAGAGGACUUUGGCGACAUUGACAUCGUUCUCUAUGGGUUCAAGUAUCGGAACCCGUCCAGGGAGAACAUCGUCGAGCUUUUGGAGUCCGAAUUGUCUGCUGUGCGGUCAAAGAUUGUCAACCACGAAGAAAUCUCACUAAGUGUCGCCAUUCCAUGGGACAUUGACUCCGACUCCGAGUCCAGCUCCGACGGGUCCGUCAGGACUGCUAUUCGCGAUGGUCCCGACACCCCCCCUCCUCCUGUCGAUUACAUCCAGGUCGACCUUCGCGUGUGCGAUACUUUCCACCGUCUGGAAUGGGUUCUCUUUAAGCAUGCCCACGGCGACGCCUGGAACAUGAUCGGCACGAUCAUUCGCCCCUAUGGCCUGACCGUCGAUGAGCAGGCUUUGUGGCUGCGCAUCCCCGAAUACGAACACAUCAACCGCAAGCGCGCCCGUAUCGAGCUGACGACACACCCGUUUGAAAUUCUCGAUUUUCUUAAUUUGGAUUCCGAUGAGUUCUUUAGUGGUCCGUUCGGCAGCUUCCACGAGCUCUGCGAGUUCAUCGCGCUUUGUCGCAUGUUCUACGUCCCGCCGCUCGAGGACUCGUCCGACGAGGCUGGUGGCCCGUCUGCUGAAGGACAAGACCGCCGCGAACUCAAGGCUAACGACCGCAAGCGGAUGAAAGUACGUCCCGGCUUUCGACGAUGGAUCGAAGAGUACAUUCCCGAGUGCCGCAGGGAGGGCAAGUAUGUGCGUCGCAGGACGAACCGUGAGGAGAUCAUGUAUGAAUGUUUUGAUCGGUUCGCGGUUGAGAGAGAGUACAACGCGCGGAAAAAGGAGUUCAUGCAGGAGCAAGAAGCGGACUACAUAUGGACAACGCUCAUCAAGGGAUCGAUUCCGGCACCUCCCGCCGACAGCACCGACACCAAAGCGCAGCAGUACCGUGGAACUCUCGUCAAGGCGCUGAAGAAGAUUCUGCUCGAGGACAACAAGAGCUACGGAGUAGUCGCGCCUAAGAUGCGAAACAGCGAGGGCUCCUGGGACUUGGAUAGAGUCAAGGCGUGGAUCGAAGAGGUCAAAGACACGGUGGGCAGGAUUGCGUACGAUCAGCAGUACGCCGCGUACCAGGAGAAGAAGGCUGCUCAGGCAGCAAACAACGCAAACUGA
Messenger RNA from Emericellopsis cladophorae, 1296 nucleotides. RefSeq lists its product as uncharacterized. Bases 1 to 1296 code for a protein of 431 amino acids. The record is from RefSeq and is a predicted model, not a curated record. Lineage: Eukaryota; Fungi; Ascomycota; Sordariomycetes; Hypocreales; Bionectriaceae. The transcript has a single exon.